AUGUGGCGAGACCGCACCAACCUAUACAUUUCAUAUCGGCAGUCUUACGCGCAUCAUCCCACCCCGCGAAGACCUUACGGGCCGGGCACCACUGGUUCUGGCCUCCUUGCCGCCGACAACAACUAUAACAGUAGCUAUCCGAACGAUGACCGUCGUGGCCUUCUCUCGGCUGGUGCCUUUGAGGAUGACGGCGAUGCCGUCAUUGAGAUGGACGUGUUGCCCCCUCGAUGGGCUGAAGUUUCCGACACCAUUACCGACUUGCUCGCCAACAUUGCGACAAAGGGCCAGAGCUUAGAUAAGCUGCAUCAGAAACAUGUGUUGCCUGGUUUCAAUGACGAAGAAGCGAAGAAGGCCGAGGAGGCGCAAAUAGAGGACCUUACUCAGGAGAUUACCAAAGGGUUUCACGACUGCCAUCGCUGUAUACAGAAGAUUGAACAGAUGGUGCGCGAUUCCCAGCAUGCCGGUACUAUAACAAGGGCAGAAGAGACUAUGGCCAAGAACAUUCAAAUCUCGCUGGCUUCGCGGGUCCAAGAUGCAAGUGCUAGCUUCAGAAAGAAGCAAAAGCUUCGUGGAAUGGGUGUAUUUGGCGCUCUAAGUCCCGGAGAGAGAUCUAGCACCCCUCAACCUGGCUCAUAUUUUGACCCCUCUCUACAAGAAUCAGAUGCGGACAGAUCGUUUUCUCAGUCAACUCUUCAAGCAACUCAACAGAGGGUGCGUCAUUCCAAUGACGCGGCCAUUGCUCAACGAGAGCGGGAGAUUGAGGACAUUGCCCAAGGCAUUAUCGAAUUAUCCGAUCUUUUCCGGGAUCUCCAGAACAUGGUCAUUGACCAAGGCACGAUGCUGGAUCGUAUAGACUAUAAUGUUGAGCGCAUGAACACCGAUGUCAAGGCCGCUGAUAAGGAGCUAGUGGUUGCUUCAGGCUACCAACGGAAAACCACCAAACGCAAAAUUAUCCUCCUUCUCAUUCUUAUCAUAUUUGGUAUGAUCAUAUUGUUGGUGAUCAAGCCCAAGAAACACGAGUAG
Fusarium coffeatum is the source of this 1023-nucleotide messenger RNA. RefSeq lists its product as uncharacterized. NCBI's taxonomy places the organism in Eukaryota, Fungi, Ascomycota, Sordariomycetes, Hypocreales, Nectriaceae. Bases 1 to 1023 code for a protein of 340 amino acids. Gene Ontology annotation, cellular component: endomembrane system; SNARE complex; membrane. The transcript has 3 exons. Gene Ontology annotation, molecular function: SNARE binding; SNAP receptor activity. The record is from RefSeq and is a predicted model, not a curated record. Gene Ontology annotation, biological process: vesicle fusion; intracellular protein transport; vesicle-mediated transport.